Molecule: messenger RNA, 5323 nt
Organism: Pseudo-nitzschia multistriata
Lineage: Eukaryota; Bacillariophyta; Bacillariophyceae; Bacillariales; Bacillariaceae
Source: the annotation of a GenBank genome assembly
GUCAAGACUGGUGGAACCCAGGGCCAAGUUCAGAGUUUGAGGAAGCUUCCGAUCCAAUUAAGGUCAGAGAGGAGUAUUGACCCAGUUAUCUAUUGAACUAACGCAACAAUUCCAUAGACGCAGAACAGUGCAGAUCGCAAAAAAACAGGAUCCAACAGAAGCAGGCCAAAAGUAGAACACCGGGACUCGAGGGCAAACCCCCAUACAAGCGGAAUCAAUAACUUUCAACAGCAAUGGCGUCCAUCAACAAGCUUUCGGUCMGUGGGGUCCGAUCCUUCUCUCCGGAAGACGCCGAGCAGGUCCUGGAGUUCUACAUGCCCCUCACCGUCAUCGUGGGGGCCAACGGCUGCGGGAAAACCACCAUCAUCGAGUCCCUCAAGUUCGCGGUCUGCGGGGCACUCCCCCCGGGGAAAACUGCGGGCCAGGCCUUUGUCCACGAUCCCCGGAGCAUCGGAUCCUCGGUCGUCAAGUCGAACAUCAAGCUGCGCUUCAACAACGCGGCGGGGCACACCAUGGUCAUCGUCCGGUCCAUGGAGGUCAAGCAGUCCAAGACGAAGCUCAACUUCAAGCAGCUCGACGGGACGAUCCGGGCCACCGACCAGCACGGCCAGAGGGUUUCGAUGAGCCACAAGUGCACGGAGCUCGAUCGGCAGGUCCCGCUGAUGCUGGGUGUUUCGAAGGCGAUCCUCGAGAACGUCGUCUUCUGUCACCAGGAAGACGCCUCCUGGCCGCUGCAAGAGGGUGCCGUCCUCAAGAAAAAAUUCGACGACAUCUUUGACUCGACGCGUUACACCAAGGCCCUCGACGUCUUUGUCAAGGCAAAGAAGGAGUACAUCCUCAAGGCCAAGGACCACAAGGCGGUGGUAGCGGAACUCCGAUCGCACCGGCACGCCGCCCAGGGAUUCCGGGCGGAGAUUCGAAAGCACAACGAACAGAUGGAGGAGCUUGAGGACCAGCUGGAAAGCGGCCGCCACGCCAUCCGCGAAAACAAGGAAGAACAAAAGAUGGUCGAUGAGCUCCUCGAUAAGAUCAACGAAAUCGAGGAUCGAUUCGAUAUCAAGGAGCAGGAAUACGUCAACGCAAAAGAGACGGCGCUCACCCGGCGGGGAUUGCUUGAGGAGGACCUCACCGAUCGGUUCAGCGAGGAUGAACUCAGGGACCAGCUCCGGGCCUUCGACGGGAAAAAGGAAGCACACCAGGACCGGAAGCGGGAACUAGAAUCCCGGCAGAGGACCCUCAAGCGCGAGCUCGAGGCCAUCCGGCACCAGCAAUCGGAACUGCAAUCCGAGGUGGGCCGCCUCCAGGCCUCGAAGGAAGCCGAUACCGAGAACCGAAAGAAGCGCUACGACAAAAUGUGCGCGAUCGGUACCACUUACGGCCUGGAAGACGUGGUCUCGCAGAUCACCCAGAAUUCACAACUGGCCGCUGGUUCCACCCAAGACUCAAGCGGGUCCUACCAUUCUCGGCACCACACACAGGGCGACGACGACGACUCGGCCGACGGCCGGGAUAUGGCGGCACCACCCGCCAUUCUCGACAUCCCCAAAAAGGACCUGGACGAGUACUUCCGGGUUGUUCGGAAGAAAAAAGACGAGCUGGAGGACCAGGUGGCUGCCGAAAAGAGCAAGGCUCGGGAGCAAGAAGAUGCCUUCAACAACGAACUGUCCGACCUCAAGGGGAAACUAAGCUCCGUAGAGCUUCGAGCGGACGAGCUGCGCACGGCACAGCUCAAGCUGAACAACGAUAUAGCUGAGCGAACACGAAAAGCAAGGCAGGGUGAGCAUCGAAGAAAAGCUCUCAUUGCUUCCAUUAUGCCUCGGAAUCCAUUUCCAUCCAUGCUCAUCCAUACUCCUUAUCUGUUUCCUUCUUCAACCUCCACAUUUAUUCAUUCUUUUCUUAAUGAUUUCCCUCGCCCCGGCAGUUCCAAAAACUCGCAAAACCAAUAUUGAUGAGGCGAGAGCGAACGCUGAAAAAGCAGCCAGAGCCAGAGACGAGGCCAACAAUAACUCACGGCAAAAGGAAAUUCCUAUCGAAAUCGGUAGUCUCAACAACAAGAUCGAGGAUCUCAAAAAGAAAAUCGAAAUCGACAGGGCCGUACAGGAAGACCUCCGUAGUACAUUCAAGGCGCAAAGCGCCAUCGAACAAAUGAAGGCAAAGUGCAAGACUGACCUGGAAGAGCUCAAGAUCAACGUUUCGGAGUACUCUUUUCUUUGCCAGUCCCAAAGGAUCACGCCUCCGCCCCGUGAACUUCCGGGAAAUGACACAGACGGGAAUGGCGAGGAGCUCAAGAGGAUUAUGGAAAAGGUCAACAACGAAAUCAAUAGCAAGAAGGAGGACAGAGAACUAGAGCUCGGGAGACAACAAGACGCGAUCCAUCGGCUCGAGGCAAUUGUGUCGGAGAAAUCUGCUCUGCACAACCACUCCGUCCAAUCCAUCCGCCAGAAACAGAAGCGCCUUGGAGCACUACAACCAAGCAUCGAUGGGACGAAAAAGGUAGUCGAAGAUCUUCGUUUCUUUGAGCAGCACGAACAAAAAAUCCCGACCCCGGUUGCGAUCACGGAUGGCCGCCCUGAUGAGCUUCUGUCCUACGUGACGAAACGCUUGGACGAGAUCGAGGACAGAUCCACGGAGAAUAUUCCACCAAAGAUGGUUAAGCAAGUGCUUCAGCAAAUAUUCUACCUGGUAAGUUUGAGAUUGAAAAUCCUAGUGAUGCUACUAGGAAAGACUUGCUACCUUCGUUCUCAUUUUUCUUCGACUUCAUUCCUCUUUUCGAAAGUCAAAACCCGCCAAGGUCGGGGCUGGUGAUGACUUUGUUUGCCCUUGCUGUGAACGCAGUAUGCCAGACGAGGCCGAAUUCAAGAGGUUUCAGGACGCCAUGAAAAAAUUAUGGUCCGACGGAUCCCCAUUACUCCAGGUUGACGACUGGACUAAGACUGCCAAGGUAAGUCAACCGACAAGAAAUAAAUCGAUUUGCAUACGCUAGUAUUUGCGUUCCUCAUCGAGUUUUUCCCAUGCCUUCUCGGUCAACAACAAAACUCUAAAAAUAGGCCAAGUAUCAAGAAUGGCAACGCCUUGUCAAGGGAGCGGUUGGUGAUAUUACGGAGCAUCAGCGCCUGCAAAAAGACCUGGUCGAGCUUCAAAAGAACGUUUCUGACUUGGAUAGGAUUCUCAUAGACCGCAAGGGGGAGCGAGACAAAAUAAAAUCAGACAUUCAGAACGUCGAGUUAGAUUUGAAAGAACUCCGUGAACUCUCCGACGCUUCGAAACGCUGGGUGGGAGAUUCUUCGCGCAUCGCUAUGGACCGCAUUCAAGUCAAUGAAAAGGAGUCGAAUUUCCGUCUGAUGAAUUCCGAUAGAGAAGGACGCGACCUGAAACAAGUUGAGGGAGAACUAUCCGACUCGCUUCAAAGGAAAGACGAGUAUGCUGGUACGUGUUUAGUCCUAUUUUUGAGAUGGAAAUCAAAUGGCAAUUACUAAGUCCGGAAGAAGUCGCACACUCUCAUCGUUCGGUUUUCCACCGCUUCUCUUACUUAUGUACUCAUAUACGAGUAGAUAAGAUCACAAAACUUAACACUGAGCUAGCUUCUCUCAAUGACCGCGUACAACAAGCAUCCACUAAUGCAACUCGUCUCGAGCAUCUAUUCAAAAGAAUGGAAGAGAAAUACCAAGAGCAAAUCAAAGAUGAAGAAACCUUAGCUGUGUUUCAGACAGAGUACUUGAAGAAAAGAGCCGAACAGGAGAAGGUACGUCGAACAGUUCUGUUCUUUUAAAAAUUAGAAUUUUUACGCGAUUCACAGUGCAUAUAAUGCAGACUGAAAUUGCUUCUUUUGUCCACUUGUCUGGAUGUAUCUUCGCUUCACGCAGCUCUCCGACCAGAUCAAGCCAUUGAAACAACGUAUCGAAAAGAAAGAAAGUGACCGGACUCGAGCUCGAAAUCUGGCCGCAGAGGAAGAAAGGCGAAUAAGCAGCACCCUGGCUUUAUUCAAUAAUGACAUUGCAGGAUUACAAAACAUUGUUGAUGCAAUCAAUGAAUACGAAAAGUCAAAUUCUAAGGACGAUGUCGAUCGAAUGGAAGCUCAGAGAAACGAGUUGAUUCGAAAAGCCAAAGAAAAAGAUGAAGAGAUCGAGAAAAUGACUCCUGAUCUGAAUCGCAUGGAACGAAUGGUUGAUGACCAGGAACGUCAGCGCAAAAACCUUGAAGAGAACAUCAAUUUGAUCCGGUCCACGGUAAAAAUCAAAGCAUUAGAAAAAGAAAUUGGCAGGAUAGAAAAAGAAAAGUCAAGCGUAGGUGACCGCCAAAGAUUGCAAGAAGAUCAUGAAAGUCUUCAAAAUCGGAACGAGCAAUUGAUUGAAAGCAACGCACGAUUGGAAGGUAGACGCGCGGAGAUUAAUGACACAAUUCGUGGAUUGAAAAGAAAGUUGUCGCAAAAUGAGUAUAGAGAUGUCGAAGAAGAUUUCAGGAAAGCUUCGAUCAGACAAGAUACUACAGAAAUGGCCGUCAAGGACAUUGAAAAAUAUCACUCGAAUCUUGACAAAGCUUUGCAACGCUACCACGGCAUCAAGAUUACAGAAAUCAACGCAAUUAUUAGGGAUCUUUGGAACCUUACGUAUAAGGGUGAGGAUAUUACCAACAUUGAAAUUAUUUCUGGAAAUGACUCUGCUGGUCGAACCACUCGCUCAUACAACUACCGAGUUGUCAUGUCGAAAGGUGGAGGAAGUCAAAUGGAUAUGAGAGGUAGGUGCAGUGCUGGACAGCGUGUUCUUGCAAGCAUCGUCAUUCGUUUGGCGCUCGCGGAAACAUUUUGUGUGAAAUUCGGGUGCAUUUCACUGGAUGAGCCCACGGUGAAUCUGGAUUACAACAACAAAAAGGGGCUCGCCGUCGCCCUCGCUCAGAUUAUCGCAUCCAGAUCGCAGCAAAGUAAUUUUCAGUUGGUUCUGAUUACUCACGACGAAGACUUUGUCUUGAUGAUGAAAAACGAGUUGUCAACACAAUCAAACGUAAGCAUGCCCGAGAAAUACUUUCAGAUCAGGCGAGAAGAAGGAGUCGACGGGAAAUACUACUCGAAGAUUGAUGCGAUUGAUUGGGAAGAAUUGCUUUAACGGUUUUUGGACGAGUACCGAGUGCCAACAAACAGAGAAAACUCGCUUGUUCUUGCAUCAGUUUCUCCAGCGCCUUGAGGCUACCUCUACUAGAUAUCCAAAGUACUAUGUUUUACUCCGUUUCGUUCACAGAAUCCGACGUAUUUGAAAUCAAUUCCAAAAACAUAGAGAAAUAUCUAUUUGAGAGUAGAAUUUUUAAUCUUCAAUUAACGUUUUAAUGUUCC